AGCGAAACAGUAAAAAUUACCGAGUGCUCACUCACCCUUCCAUGGCAUCUCCCAUCCUCCCUUGCUAAGUAAUAAUCUACCUUUGCCGCCUUUUGAUACUAAGCGACUACCAGUUGGAGAACACAUUGCUUUUUUAUCCAUCAAUGGCAGAGGCCCGAAACGACAAAACUCGGUCCCUAGCCGAGGAAUAUUUGUUGAAGGAAAAAGAGAAGGAAGAUGUGAGUUUGACUAUAAAACUUGUGGAGGAAAACAGUGGUGAAUCUGCUGCUGAGGAAAGCUGUGAAACUACUGAAAACUCGGUCUAUCAGGAGGAAGCUGCAGAAGAAUCACCGGAGAUAAAGCUGGAGACAGCACCUGCAGAUUACCGUUUCCCAACUACAAAUCAAACAAGGCAUUGCUUUACCCGUUAUAUUGAGUAUCACCGCUGUGUUGCUGCAAAGGGAGAAGGAGCCACAGAGUGUGAUAAGUUCGCUAAAUAUUAUCGUUCUCUUUGCCCUGGCGAAUGGAUUGAAAAAUGGAAUGAGCAAAGGGAGAAUGGCACCUUCCCUGGUCCUCUUUAGAUGGUGCCUUUUUCGCAAGCUGGGAUGCUGUUUGCUUCCUGCUGUUAAACAUGAGUUGCGAUUUUGAAUCCAUAGAUAAAAUUCUUGGUUGAGAAGUGAAUUCUCAGAUACGCUUUCUAAAAUUUAAUGAGUGAAUAAAAAAUUUUCGGGUUGUCAAUUA
Molecule: messenger RNA, 720 nt
Organism: Mangifera indica (mango)
Lineage: Eukaryota; Viridiplantae; Streptophyta; Magnoliopsida; Sapindales; Anacardiaceae
Product: cytochrome c oxidase subunit 6b-3-like
Exons: 5
Coding region: 144-560 (138 amino acids)
Cellular component (GO): respiratory chain complex IV; mitochondrion
Source: RefSeq, a predicted model, not a curated record